AUGGUGCGGCGGUGGCGCCGCCAGCUGGAGGACCCGAGCCAUUACGGCCAAAGAGUAAGGGAAGCGUUGGGCCCGGUCCUCAAAACCUGGCUAGAGUGCCCGCACAUUUGGAUGACUUACAGGUCAACCCAAAUUGUGACGGGCCACGGCGUUUUCGGAGAGUUCCUACACCGUAUACAGAAAGCGAACUCUCCGGAGUGCGAGCACUGCGGAGCCGAAAUAGACACCGCAACUCACACUUUGGAGGAGUGCGAAGCGUGGGAGAGCGAAAGGGCAGCUCUCCUCGACGCGUUCGGGGAUAAUAUCUCUCUCCCGUCCAUCUUCAGACAGGCGGUAGAGGAUAUAAACAAGUGGCGCACUUUUCUCGCGUUCUGCGAGAAAGUCCAGAGCGCCAAAGAAGACGCUGAACGGCUUCGCCAGGACCAGCCGGCAGCAAGAAGAAGAAGGCGAGUCAGAAGCUAA
Molecule: messenger RNA, 462 nt
Organism: Pseudomyrmex gracilis
Lineage: Eukaryota; Metazoa; Arthropoda; Insecta; Hymenoptera; Formicidae
Exons: 1
Coding region: 1-462 (153 amino acids)
Source: RefSeq, a predicted model, not a curated record